CCCAGGCCUCUGCCCUUGGGCCAGGCCUCGGACGCCGACAGCGCCGAAGCGAUGACGAACACGAGCGUCCUGGUCUACGUUCUAGUGACAGGAACCAUGAGGCACCUCAGCUACGGCGGCGAGAAGAAGGGCAAGCCGGCGUACAAGGCUCUGUUCCGCCGGUCAGAGGUUCGCGGCCGCACCGGGCGGGAUCUGUUGGUCUGCGCGAAGGCGCCCCGCGAGACGUGGCUCGACGGUUUCGCUUACCUCGAGGACAUCGCGGAGCUCGAGAAUGUCGCGAAGCGCCGCGAGCAGCAGCAGCAGGCCGGGGAGUGGGCGCUGGCGACCGCCGCGCGGCAAUUAGGUGCUGGCCCCGCUGAUCACUUCUCCCCUGAGCGCCGCCUGAGCAGCGCUGCUCAGAGCCUCGCUGCUUGCCCGCGGAGAGGAAGGCCUGCCCGGCGCAGGUCCUGCUGCCUGCCCCUGCCUCGGCCUUGAGGUCGUGCUACCCGGGUCGGAUGAACGACGCUCCGUGCUCCGUUCUGAGUCAUGCCUUGCUCAGGUCGAGCCCGACCAUCUGCUCUGCUGUCGUUUGGCCCUGCUGCCUGGAGCUCUCGGGGGGGACGUCAGCCGUCCACCUCACCGCUCCUGGCCGGGCUGACCCUUGCUCCGUGGAUUGGUGCACCUGCCUCCCUGGCCAAGCUGGGAGGGCGUACGGUUGGACCGAGGUGUAAGAUUGAGG
Messenger RNA from Prorocentrum cordatum, 718 nucleotides. Lineage: Eukaryota; Dinophyceae; Prorocentrales; Prorocentraceae. The record is from the annotation of a GenBank genome assembly.